GGGGCGCCGCCGCCACCCCGGCCCGCGCUUUCGGCCGCCGCCGCCAUGUCGGAGCUGGCGCUUGAGGAGCUCUCGGCUCUUUCCGCCAUCUACUGCGAGCCGGACGCCUGCGAGGUGCUGGCGGUCUCAGAGACGCAUGGAAUCACGUUUAGAAUUCAAAUCAGCGUGAAAGAACUACUGGAUACAGAUGUACUUUUAAAGCUGUUAUUUCAUUUACCAGUCAAUUAUCCAUCAACUCUACCGGAUAUUUCUGUUAACUCAGACCAGCUUACAAGGGCCCAAUGUAUGGACGUGAAAGAUAAAUUACUUGAACAAGCAAAGAAGCAUCUUUCUGAACCCAUGGUACAUGAUCUGAUUCUUUGGAUACAGCAGCAUCUUAAGUAUGUCAUUAAGCAAUCAGCAACAGUUUGCAACGAAAAACCUACUUUGUCAAAAGGAACAAGUACAGAGGAUGGUAUCUGGAUGCUCCUUUUGCAUUUAGAUCACAUGAGAGCAAAGGCAAAAUACGUCAAAACUGUGGAAAAAUGGACUUCAGAUCUAAGGCUGACUGGAAGACUGAUGUUCAUGGGCAGGAUAAUAUUGAUUCUUCUUCAGGGUGACAGGAGCAACAUUAAGGAGUACUUGAUUCUUCAGAAAACUUCUAAGGUAGAUGUGGACUCAAGUGGAAAGAAAUGCAAAGAGAAAAUGAUUAGUGUACUGUGUGAGACAAAAGUACAGUCACAGCAUAAAAGGUUUCAGACGUUUGAAGUCAAAGAAUAUUCAACGCUGGAUGAGCUGCAAAAGGAAUUUGAAUCUGCAGGACUUACAACUCUUUUCUCUGAGUUUGUGCCUCCUCUCUUAAAAUAAAAUGAAAAGAAAACACUGAACUCUUUGACCAAAGCAGUGGUUGACUGCAGAUGCUGAUGGAAGAUCAAAGGACUAAUUUGGCAAACAACGUUAAAGGUUUUCUGCAAAAAAUGCUAGAAGUAGCCAUCCUCUUGCAAGACCAAGAAGGCAAUUCAUACAUUAAGAAUUGACAGUGUUUUGACAUUUAUAUGUUCAUGGCUUUUUCCAAGGAAUCUGGAGUUGAGAAUUGCAUGGCAAGCAUGAGAGAUUGUGAAGAAAUCAUGUUAAAAUAAUAGUCUUCUAGUUACACUCUGUUUUGCAAUCCCUGUUUUUCAAUGUUUUGGUUAUUAUCUCUCGUGGUAGUGGUUUUUUAAAAUGGACUGCUAGAAAGCAUCAUUAAUUCUGCUUUGAAAGCUUAAAUGAAGAUAUUUCUGUAAAAAGCAGAGCAAACACAGAUUUGAAUAUAUGAGGACAGCAUAUACUUAAUAUCCCUUAGGUAUUCAUCUGCUAACUUUUCCUUCUCCAUUUAUUUGACUAUAAUUGCUAGACUGUUGAUUUAAAGAAAAAGUUCAUGUCACUUGAGGCCUGAAAAAACUUAUAAGUGUCUUCUUGAAUGUUAGUUUUUAUUCAAAAAUGUAUAAAAACACCCAAGUGGAGAAUUUAAAUUGAUUAAAAAGCUAAGGUAAAGCCAGUUGUGGUAUUUUCUUUGUUAGUUUACAGAUUCCUUUUUGCACUUUAUCUGGUUUUACUGUCUGUGCCUCUUUAGAUACUAGAUACCUUGAUUCAAUUAAACUGUCAGAGCAGUAUGUAUACAGAUUUCAGUCUUCUCUCUCUCAAGACUUCUGGUCAAGUCUUCUGUCAUUUUAGAAGCUGGUAAGUUUUAACUGGCUAUUAAAUUUUCUUUUAGCAUUUUUUUUUGAUUGGUGAGUGGCCUUGGCCAGUUUAUAAAUUUUUUUAUUACUAGUCUGUGUUUUACUUCAGUAUAAUAUUACAAAUUGUAUACAUCAGUUUUACAAACGAAAUUGUGCAAGUUCUGUUUCCCUGGGGAGAAUUGGAUACUUAUUUCUUACAAUUAUUAAUGUCCUUUUGUUUCUAUUUUACCUGAUACCAUUCUCUAGCAAGACUAGACGAGUUGUCCAGUAGUAAAAAUUUUGAAGUCAUGAGUUUCUCAGUAACUAGUAAUGCCAUCUCAAUUGGUUUUAGCAUGUAGCUAGACAUGUGCUUUACUGCUGUCUAAAGCUCACUCCCAGCAGCCAAAUGUCUCCUGUAUUCUUUGUUAACUGAAUAGAUUUGAUCAAUUCAGUGUAAAUUAAAUUCUCUCUGUUGUACUGGGGGAAGACUGCUACAAUUUGGUUAGUUCCUGCAGUGUGGUUUGGCGAAUCAUGAUGUAAGAUAUUCUGAUUUCCAGUUUCAUACUCAGACCAUGAGCUCACACCUCUUUCUUUAUGUAUACUAGAAAAGCAACUAAAGCAAACUAUUAAUAUUUUUAGGUUUUAUUAUUUGAGAUAUCAAAUGUGUAAAGGGUUUUAGACGAUUUGAGUUUCUUAAAUUUUUAAGUAGUUUGGUAAUUUUCCUAAUAUGGAGUGUCUCAAAUACGUAUGUUAGCAUGUUAUUUUAAGCCCUGAGGCUUAUUUAAUGAGACAGUAGCAGAAGCUCUUAAUGAAUCUUUCAUGUAUAGCACGUAUAGUAGUACUUCAAGCACAGUAGAAAACAGACUGGGUUAAACAGGUUUUACACAUCUGUUGUAUAUUAUUUUGAAAUUGCUUCCUGAGAGAAAGGAAAUCUAGUUUUCUAUUAUUUUAAGUGUAUGCAGAAAUGAAUUUUUACUUUUAUAAAGAAGAAUAAAACACAAGUAUCUUUAAAAUAUUAAAAUAACAUAUCUUCUAAAUGAUAAUUUUCAGAAUUGAGCUAUUCCCAGUUAAAAUAUCUAUGUUGAAAAGCUGUAUGUCAGUGGAGUAUAAAGUCUUGAAAAAAUGCAGAGGCUCUCUCCUUAUACUAUGCGAUAGAGCUGACAAGUAUCAAAACCAAGAAGAGGCCUGUGCUUGUACAGUGUAAGGAAACGUGAUCAGUAUCUCCUUGCAAAUCUAAACGUUGUAGAGUUAUGCCAGAUGGAUUUUAUGUCCUCAGCCAGAUCUUUACUUUAAAAUGCUCCACUUUUCUGCAAAAAGAAUAGUAAGGUACUUCAGCACAACCUGUAUCACAAUCUUGGCCAUUAAAGUCUAGUCGGGGCCCUGUCCAAUUGUGUAAACCAGUUGUGUAUUCUUUCUCUUGAUUUUGGGAAUUGGCUUGAAUAGUGUACCUAAUCAUGUGAUCUCAAUUGCGUGUAACUACAAAAAUAAUUGAGGUGUACGGUUGUGGUGGUCAUCUUUCUUGCAAGAUAUGAUGCAGACUGUCCAAAUUUUUCCUCCCUACUACAAAAGCUACUGGAAUUAGCUGCGUAAGAAAGACCAUUUGUGGUGUCAGUGGUUGCCAGUUGCACUUGGAUAUAAACUUACAUAUUUUCUUGAAUAUUAUUGCCUGAUGCACUCCUGGUUAACUCUUUGGUCAGAGCUAGCAUUCUGCAACAGCCAAUUUUAAAAAUUAAAAGAAGUUAAAGAACAGAUGACAGUUGGGUGAGUUGCAACUCUGUUCUGGUCUGUGCUCAUCUUGCCAAACGAAGUUGUGGUAAGAAGCUAGUUGAUUUCUGUGUUUCAGGAGUUGUAAAAAGCAGUUUAUACAAUGAAUUUUUAUCAUAGUUGAAUUUAUUACUCACUAACUUAUAUUGGACAAAUCAACAAGUCCAGUGUAGGAAAGGACUGCAGUUUUUUAGCUUGGUUUGAUGUGCUUCAGAAGAAUUACAAAUCCGAUCAGCUUGAUACUGUUCAGACAGCAAAGAACAUGAAAACUGAUGUCAGUCUGAUUCUGUCAAAGCAAAUGCUUUUGCCUACCCAUCAAUCAGUCACUUGUUCUGAAGGGUAGGAGGAUAUCUUGUGUUCAGACAAGUAAACAAUAUUUUUAAAGGUUGUUCUUUUGGAAGGAUAUUGCAGCUGUCUGUUAACUGAUGGUUUGUUUGCAUUUGUUGUAAAAAGAGAUGGGCAAGCCUGUGAGCCCCUGGGGCACAAAAGUCAUCGAAAUGCAUACUGUGGUGCAUGUUCUGCCCUCCAAGGGAACUGAAGCAGACACAGGAGAAGAAAACAGGGAAAUGAAAUCAGAACUCCUGAGAAUACUUAGAGAGCGCAUAUCAGUGUCUAAAAAGUUAGUGAGGUGCAUAUAGCUAUCAGAAUCGGACAGUCAAUUGCAAGGAAAAAAGAAAUCCACAAAGAAAAAAAUGGUUUAACAAAUAAGAAGCUGGC
Chroicocephalus ridibundus (black-headed gull) is the source of this 4157-nucleotide messenger RNA. It is a transcript of the gene RWDD3, whose product is annotated as RWD domain containing 3. Gene Ontology annotation, molecular function: protein binding. The record is from RefSeq and is a predicted model, not a curated record. Bases 46 to 846 code for a protein of 266 amino acids. The transcript has 4 exons. Gene Ontology annotation, biological process: positive regulation of protein sumoylation; positive regulation of hypoxia-inducible factor-1alpha signaling pathway. NCBI's taxonomy places the organism in Eukaryota, Metazoa, Chordata, Aves, Charadriiformes, Laridae.